AAGUCAGACUGCUCCAUUCAGUUCACAUCGCAGUGUAAUCUGAAGAAGCCAUCCUUGUGUAACCAUGCUGUCUGCUGCCGAGAAAGCCCUCAUUUCCUCCAUCUGGCAGAAGGCUGCCCCCAACUCUGACCAGCUGGGUUUUGAAGCCUUGGAAAGGAUGCUCACCGUGUUUCCUCAAACCAAGACCUACUUCAAGCACAUGGACCUGAGCGUGGGCUCCGCUGACAUCCACAAACACGGAGCAAAGGUGAUUCAGGCCAUCGGAGAGGCGGCCCUCGACAUCGACAACAUGGCCUCAUCCUUGAGCAAGCUGAGCAGUCUGCAUGCCUACAACCUGAGAGUGGACCCCGUCAACUUCUCGUUCUUGAGCCAAAGCGUCCUGGUUGUCUUGGCCAUCCACCUGUCUGAGGACUUCACCCCAGAAGCCCAUGCCGCCUUUGACAAGUUCCUCGCCGCCGUGGCUGCCAUCCUGUCGGAGAAAUAUCGGUAAAAACACUUCUGGGUACCAAGAAGGAGCGACUGUGGAGAGUCUACGUCCAUUCUAUCUGGGGCAAAAGAUCUUCAUUUCCAUUGAUGGCUUCGAGCUUCUUUUUUCUACUUGUAGAAUUGUAUUUUUGUUAAUAAUGUAAAGAAUACAUUUUCCCUGAAUGCAAAUGCAAGUUACUCCUGUGCAGUCUGUGCUUGUAAU
Polypterus senegalus (gray bichir) is the source of this 688-nucleotide messenger RNA. Its product is annotated as hemoglobin subunit alpha-D-like. Gene Ontology annotation, biological process: oxygen transport; hydrogen peroxide catabolic process. NCBI's taxonomy places the organism in Eukaryota, Metazoa, Chordata, Cladistia, Polypteriformes, Polypteridae. Gene Ontology annotation, molecular function: peroxidase activity; organic acid binding; oxygen binding. Gene Ontology annotation, cellular component: blood microparticle; haptoglobin-hemoglobin complex; hemoglobin complex. The coding region runs from base 65 to 490 and encodes 141 amino acids. The transcript has 3 exons. The record is from RefSeq and is a predicted model, not a curated record.